UCAGGACAGUGAAGGACUCCAGCCUAUCCUCUCCAAACAGUCAAAGCAAUGGUCCUGGCUGAGUCCUGCUGUAGGAGGGAGACUUUUAACACUGCAAAAAGCCAGGGAAAACACUCGUCGCUGAGAUGAACCAGAGACCCGGAGCGCUCGCCGUGGAUUAAAACGGAAACUUUUAACGAUGGCGCUCCAUGUGAAAAAGUAGCGCACAACGAGCCGCCAGCCGCCGCCGCCGCCGCCGCCAACGGAGCUUCUCCUGCAAAGCAACUCCUCAGUAGAUGCACGGCCACUGCUAAUAUGCUCCAGCCGAGCCGCCUCAACCCCGGCUGCAGUCGCAAAUUUCCAGUGUUUUUCUAACCAGCUCCGCGAAACAUUCUCCGGGUCUUUGUUUUUUUUUUUUUUUUUCCCCCUUCGUCUUUACUUUCAAAGUCCGCUAACGCCGACCCCCCCCUACCCCACCCCCGACCCACCUGCAAGGCAGAAAUCAUGGCAGGGAAGCUGACAGCAGCGCAAGGCACAGGAAUACUGCUGGUGACAGCCAACGUUGGAUCCCUGUUUGAGGAUCCUGAAAACCUCCAGAAAACAUGGCUGAGGGAGUUUUACCAGACAGUACAUUCACAUAAGCCUCACUUUGUGGCGGUGCACUGUCAAGAGGUGGGCGGAAAAAAUUACGAGGCGUCCAUGUCGCACGUGGAUAAUUUCGUCAAAGAGCUGUUGUCCAGUGAUGCCAUGAAGGAGUACAGCAGAGCGCGCGUCUACCUCGAUGAGAACUACAAAUCCCAGGAGCAUUUCACAGCACUAGGAAGUUGCUACUUUAUCCACGAGUCUUUGAAAAACAUCCACCAGUUUGAUUUCAAAGCCAAGAAAUUCAAGAAGGUGGUGGGGAAGGAAACCUGCUCAGAAACACUAGAAAGCACAUCCAUGCUGGAGAAGGAGAAGUUUCCGCAGGACUAUUUUCCAGAGAGCAAGUGGUCCAGAAAGGGAUUCAUCAGAACUCGAUGGGCCCUGGCUGACUGUGCCUUUGACCUCGUGAACAUCCACCUUUUCCAUGAUGCCUCCAACCUGGUGGCCUGGGAGAAAAGCCCCUCGGUCUACUCCGGGACCAGGCAGAAGGCUCUGGGCUACGUCUUAGACAGGAUCACAGACCAGAGGUAUGAGAAGUUGCCAUAUUUCGUCUUUGGGGACUUCAACUUCAGGUUGGACUCCAAGCAGGUUAUUGAGAGUCUCUGCUCCACUGCCACCAUGCAGACAGUCAGAGCCGCCGACACCAAUGAAGUUGACAAGCUAAUAUUCCGAGAAAGUGAUAAUGACCGAAAGGUUGUUCUUCAACUUGAAAAGAAGCUUUUUAAUUAUGUCAACCAGGACGUUUUCCGGGAAAACAAUGGGACCUCGCUUUUAGAGUUUGACAAAGAGCUGUCGGUGUUCAAGGAUCGGCUGCAUGAACUGGAGAUCUCUUUCCCGCCCAGUUAUCCAUACAGUGAAGACAGCAGUCAAGGAAAGCAGUACAUGAACACCAGAUGCCCUGCCUGGUGUGACCGAAUCCUCAUGUCUGCCUCUGCCAGAGAUUUGGUUUUAAAGCCUGAAAAUGAAGAGAAGUCUAUAGUCUAUGACAACAUAGGGCCCAACGUCUGCAUGGGGGACCACAAGCCUGUCUUCCUGUCCUUCCGAAUAACAGCGGGGGCAGGUAAACCUAAUGCAAAUAAGCACAAGUGUUGUGUGGUGCAGUGAUGUCGUGGAAAGUGGUGCCAAAGGGGGGAGACGAUAUUCCGUGAAGCGCCUCUGUGAGAACACAGGAGAAACAAACAGGACACCGACACACACACACACACACACACACACACACACACACACACACACAUUCUCACUCUCACAUGCUGACACACACACUCACACACACACACACUUUGCACAAGCGUACACUGAAGAGAACCUACACAAACUUUUCAGCAGUGCUGACCAGUUGCAGUUGUCCUGACACCUCAUCCAUACGAAAAACCCCGUCGUUUUCUCUCCACAAAACACUUGUUGAGAUGUGGACUAGCACCCGAGGGCCCGGCUCCAGACAAGACACACAUCGCUGACCUCACCGUUGCCACGCAACCCCAUUCCCCAGAAAGAGAAGAAGAAGAAGAAAAAAAAAAGGACGGACAGACGGAUGGACGACUCUUUUCCAUGCCACAGCCUCGUUGCCAAAACUCUAAUUGAAAUCAGUCCUACUACAUUAUUUUAGACACCGUAUUUGCCAUUUUUAGGUAUGCCUCUACGUAUAGAAGCUACUUUCCAUACAGUAUGUAAGAUGUUUUAAAAAAAGAAAAGUGCAAUGCAAAAAAAGUUGUAUAUCUAUAUUGUUAGGUUUAUUUGUACAUUGGACAGUAUAACAUAGAGUUGUUGAUGGUUUUAGUGCCGUUCUCUUUUCUGACCAAACUUUGUGGUCCCUUUGUUAGAAUAGAUAGAUAUUUUCAGUUAAUUUCAACAAUUUAUAUAUAUAUAUAUUUUUUGUUUUUUUGUUUUUUGUUUUUUUGGUUUUGGUUUUUUUGUUUUUGAGUUGUUGUUGUUGUUGUGUGCACAACACACUGCCAUGCCUGACACAUCAGUUGAGUCUCAUUUUAUAUACUGUACUUUUUAAAGAGAUAAUUUAUAAUUCUUACCAAAAUUGUUAUGCUGAAGUAUGCGGAGACAGAGCGACUGUUUGGGUGUUCCUGCAGCCACAGUGACCUUUGAGUAGUCAGUACAAGGAGGAGGAGAGAAAAAAAAAGAACUUUUCAGCCAACGUGAUUUAUAGCCUAUCCAGGAAUGUUUUAAGCAGUGCCAUAGACCAUGCAAGUAUAUAAGAUAAUGUUUCAUAUAUAGCAGUCUCACAUUAUUUCAUUAUUAUUCUUACUCUAACUUAUUUCUACGUAAUAAUAUUAUGGUUCUGAAUGUGAUAUUUUAGAUAGGCUUGGGUAUCCUUAAAAUGUAAACUUUUUUGUCUAUUUUUGUUACUGCAUUAUGGUGCCAAGUAUCGUACACAGAAAUGAAGUGUGUAAGAGUUAUCAUAAAAAUCCUUAAGUCCGACGGUAAAGGUCUUCUUGAUCGUAAAAUGUUUAAAAAAAAAAAAAAAAAAAAAAGAGAAGAAAAAAAAGAAGCGAGAGAAACUCUAAAUGCGGGGAAAGACCAGGAAGAAUUGCUCUUUAAUAUUUUUCUUUUCGUAUGUAGCCUUCAACAGCCUUCAUCGCAAAUAAUUUGAGCAUUAAAGAGGCGAUCGGAGAGAGGGCUGCUGAUGAAACGCCAGCGUUUCUUUUUAUCGAUUUAAUUUACUACACUACAGAGUUCCGACUGUGUGAAGACGUCAGAUUGAUCCUUGAUGAUUUUUUUCCAUCUAAAUCACCGCAAGUGGAAAUGAUUUUGUGCCUGCCGCAGAAUUUAUGUUGUCUUUACCGUGUGGUUUGGUUCGUAGGCAAAAAGAAAA
Messenger RNA from Myripristis murdjan (pinecone soldierfish), 3445 nucleotides. RefSeq names its product inositol polyphosphate-5-phosphatase A (gene inpp5a). Gene Ontology annotation, molecular function: inositol-polyphosphate 5-phosphatase activity. The record is from RefSeq and is a predicted model, not a curated record. The transcript is spliced from 16 exons. The coding region runs from base 484 to 1725 and encodes 413 amino acids. Gene Ontology annotation, biological process: phosphatidylinositol dephosphorylation. Lineage: Eukaryota; Metazoa; Chordata; Actinopteri; Holocentriformes; Holocentridae.